Messenger RNA from Aspergillus bombycis, 567 nucleotides. RefSeq lists its product as uncharacterized. Bases 1 to 567 code for a protein of 188 amino acids. The record is from RefSeq and is a predicted model, not a curated record. The transcript is spliced from 2 exons. NCBI's taxonomy places the organism in Eukaryota, Fungi, Ascomycota, Eurotiomycetes, Eurotiales, Aspergillaceae.
AUGAGCUUGGUUGACAUCUCUUGGACGCGCUCCUCGAUUGCCGCCAUUACGAACCUUGGGCUGUACCUGUUUCUGGUUCAAUCCAUCCCACCGAACUGGUCUCCGUUGAUUCCGGUGGCUCAGAUUGCUUGCGAGCCCGUUUUCCAUUACCUGGCGGGGGCUGAAAAGACACCCCGCUAUAACAUGCUUGUUGCACCUUUGCUUCAUGCGAGCAACUGCUUCGAAUGGGGUGUCCGGCAAGUGGCUUGGAUCCCAAGGCUGACUGUGGCGCCCCCGAUAUAUCUCGCUUUAAUACUGGUCAGCCGUCUUCUAUUGGACAUGCAUCUGUUGACAGUAUUCCGUCACCGCAAAGACCUUCAAUGGGCCAGGCAGCAUAUUCUCUUACCCACUCACACUCUCAUCUGCUAUCUCGCCGCGAUGCUGUUGGUGGAGCAUGCGGGAAUCCCUGUUGUAACGUAUAUCAAACCGAUUGUGGUGAUUUUCAUGGAUGGUGUAGGCUUCUUGCCGCACAUUAUCCCUGCAAGCUACGCUAUUGCUUUUGACCAAGUGAAAAUCAUGAAAUCGUAG